Messenger RNA from Lolium rigidum, 870 nucleotides. RefSeq names its product protein SRC2-like. Gene Ontology annotation, biological process: defense response. NCBI's taxonomy places the organism in Eukaryota, Viridiplantae, Streptophyta, Magnoliopsida, Poales, Poaceae. The record is from RefSeq and is a predicted model, not a curated record. The transcript has a single exon. Bases 1 to 615 code for a protein of 204 amino acids.
AUGGCGAGCAGGACGGUGGAUGUGACGCUGGUGUCCGCUCGGGACCUGAGGGACGUCAACCUUGUCUCCAAGAUGGAGGUCUACGCGGUUGUCUACCUCGCCGGCGACCCCAUGUCCCGGCAGCGGAUCGCCACCGACCGCACCGGCGGCUGCAACCCCGCCUGGAACGCCACUGUCCGCGUCACCGUCCCGGCCUCUGGCGCCGGGAGCGGCGCCCUGCGCGUUCUCCUCCGCACCGAGCGCCCGCUCGGCGACCGCGACGUCGGCGAGGUGAUCCUCCCGCUUAACGAGAUCCUCGCCGGCGCCGGAGACGAGCCCAUCGAAGCCGAGCUCGGCGCCUACAAGGUAUGCAAGGUAGGCUCCAGCAAGACCCACGGCGUGCUAAACCUCUCCUACAUGCUCGGCGGGGUCAUCCACCCACCCGCCGCCUAUUACCAGCAUCAUGCGGCCGUGGUGAAGACUGGCGAGCCUGCGGCGGGGUACCUGGCAGCGGGGGCGGCGCCGUAUGCGUCUGCUCCGCCGCGUCCGCCGCCGCCGCAGCAGCUCAGCUACUCGUACCCGUACCCGUGCCCACCGCCGACAAUGACACGGCCGUUGCGCAUCAGUAGCCGCUAGAAGUGUAGAGAGAACAAAAAAGGAAUAAAGAGGGCGCCGGCGGCGAACUACUCUACCAUUCGCGAGAUUUUCGCUCCGGAAGUAAGUUCCCAACCAGCGAUUCCUUGCAUCUUAUCCCGACUAUUGAUGGAUUGGUGAGUGCGUCGGCCACUGCUGGUCCGACGUCGGCGAAAUGCUGUGUACGGUACUUGCCAAUAAUCGGAACGAAAUGUAUUUUGUGACCACACACUUACAUUUACGUUAUAACUUGAGGAA